This is a messenger RNA of Astyanax mexicanus (Mexican tetra), 4046 nucleotides long. RefSeq names its product YTH N(6)-methyladenosine RNA binding protein 1 (gene ythdf1). Gene Ontology annotation, molecular function: N6-methyladenosine-containing RNA reader activity; mRNA binding. Gene Ontology annotation, cellular component: cytoplasm. The record is from RefSeq and is a predicted model, not a curated record. The transcript has 6 exons. Gene Ontology annotation, biological process: mRNA destabilization. NCBI's taxonomy places the organism in Eukaryota, Metazoa, Chordata, Actinopteri, Characiformes, Acestrorhamphidae. The coding region runs from base 411 to 2234 and encodes 607 amino acids.
UCCCGGAUGGAGCAGGGGGGAAGUGAACUGGGCUGCACAAUAAACUGAAGGCUGCGAGGAGUAGGAAAAACCUCCUAAAGAGCCUCGCCGCGCAUCGGAACCGGACUAAACCCGAGACGCUGGACCUUGUAAUAAGCGCAGUAGCGCGCGCGGCCCGGAUCGUGGUGUAUCUCCGUACCGUGAUCGGUGUAAUCUGGCCGUGGAAGUUGCUGAGGAAUCGCGCCGUGAGGAGAAAACAGCAGCAGCAGCGGCGGCAGCCUGAGCCUGCAGGAGAGACCGAGGGAGGAAACACGGUGUUUGGAGAUUCGCUGAACAAGCCGACCGUUUUUUAGACUCUUGGCGAUUACAGGGGCUUUGUUGAUGAAUUAUGUCUACCACCAGUAUUGACCCUCAGACGUCAAAAGGACAAGAUGCUAAAGAGCUCUUUUCUCUCUCUUUUAGUGCAAAAUGGCUCACUUCACCAAAAGGAAACGGUCCAUGACAAUGACUUUGAACCUUACCUCACUGGCCAAUCUAAUCCGAACAACAGCUACCAAUCCAUGACUGACCCAUACCUUUCCAGCUACUAUGCGCCAUCCAUUGGCUUUCCUUACCCCCUUAGCGAGGCUCCCUGGUCGACUGGUGGUGAUCCUCCAAUCCCCUAUCUGACCCCCUAUGCCCCCCUCAGCAAUGGAGACCAUCAUUUCAUGCAUGACACUGUGUUUGGACAGCCAGGAGGUUUGGGCAGUAGCAUCUACCCGCACCGCUUUAACUUUUUCCCAGAGAACCCCGCUUUCUCAGCCUGGGGCACCAGUGGUUCUCAGGGUCAGCAAACUCAGAGUUCUGCAUAUGGGGGCAGCUACAGCUACCCACCCAGCUCUCUUGGCGGUACGCUGGUGCCGGACGGGCAGACAGGCUUUCACAGUGACACCCUGAGCAAGGCACCAGGCAUGAACAGUCUGGAACAGGGCAUGGUUGGGUUGAAGAUUGGUGGUGACGUCACAGGCGGUGGCUCAGGUGUCAAGACCGUGGGCUCGGUGAUUGGCGGUGGGGCAGUGGCGGCGGCGGUAGCCACAGGUAACGGUGGAACCCCCAUAGGUAUGCCACCCCCCAAACCCACAUCCUGGGCAGCCAUUGCGAGUAAGCCAGCAAAACCUCAGCAACUGAAGGUCAAAACCAAACCUGGGAUGCCUAUGCCUGGGGGCGCGCUUCCGCCACCACCCAUCAAACACAACAUGGACAUUGGCACCUGGGACAACAAGGGGCCUGUGACCAAAGUUGCCUCACCAUUGCCUCCCCAGCACCACCACCAGCAGCAGCAGCCACCUCUCUCCCAUGGCCAUUUGCCCCCUCACCCUCACGGGCUCCCACCGCCUCCUCAGCCACCCAUGCCCUCCGCCCAGUCUCUUGCUCAGCAAAUGGCCAUGUCAGGCCCGCCUCCUCCUCAGCCUUACCAGAAUCAUGCCCCGGCUCCACCCCCUCAGACUCGGUGGGUUGCACCACGCAACCGCAACCCGGGCUAUGGCGGAGGCGGCAGCGUGGACAGCAGUGGCUCCUCCAGCGGCGGGGGUGUGGGCAAUGGAGGUGGAGGUGGACCACCGGGCUCUAAUGCAGGUGAGUCGCACCCGGUCCUGGAGAAGCUGCGUGCAGCACACAGCUACAACCCCAAGGACUUCGACUGGAACUUAAAGAACGGUCGUGUGUUCAUCAUCAAGAGCUACUCUGAGGACGACAUCCACCGCUCCAUCAAGUACUCCAUCUGGUGCAGUACGGAGCAUGGCAACAAGCGUCUGGACGCAGCCUUCCGAGCCAUCAACGGCAAAGGCCCUGUCUACCUGUUGUUCAGCGUCAACGGCAGCGGGCACUUCUGCGGCGUAGCUGAGAUGCGCUCGCCUGUGGACUACGGUACCAGUGCUGGCGUCUGGGCUCAGGACAAGUGGAAGGGCAAGUUUGAUGUGGACUGGCUGUUUGUUAAGGACGUGCCCAACAGUCAGCUCAGGCACAUCCGGCUGGAGAACAACGACAACAAGCCGGUGACCAACUCGCGUGACACGCAGGAGGUGCCUCUGGAGAAGGCCAAGCAGGUGCUGAAGAUCAUCGCCACCUACAAACACACCACCUCCAUCUUCGACGACUUCUCGCACUACGAGAAACGGCAGGAGGAAGAGGAGGUGGUGAGAAAGAACUAUGAACCUGCUCCAAUCCAGAAUCGAUCCCGACUGGAUCAGGAACGCCAAAAUCGAAGUAAACAAUAGAAGACUGCACCCCCAUAGCUUGAUCAACGGUUGUUUUAGGACUGACCAUUUGAAAAAUGAAAUUAAAAAGAGGACACAAGGAAAAUUAAAAAGAAAAAAAAUGAACAGUCGUUUUUGUUUUCUCUAUUUAAUUCUGGUGACUUGGGCCAGCGCCGAACUCAAGCCUCUGCUCUCCUGGUUCCGGCUCCGUGGAGGAUGAAGUUGAUUAACGGCACGCGUGGUCUUCUUUGUCUCUUCUUUUCUGUCAUUCGGUUGGGUUUUCACACACUUCCCUCCUUCCUUUCAUGCCCAACUUUGACCAACAGUUGUCUGCACAUUUUUUUUGUUUUGUUUUGGUUUUUUUUAUUAUUUGUUUAAAUGUUUUUCUCCCCUUUUCAAUUUGGUUCGGCCCCGCCCCCUUCUACCCUGCUCCCUCUCAACGCUGGCAGUGAGAGUCGUGAAGGUGACUUGAGUGAGUGUUAAAAGCCUGUGAUUAUAUGUUUUGUGAGUGUUUGAGAGGAUGUGAUGACGUUGUGAUAGUUGGCUAGGUGGAAGGGAGAAGAAGAUGAAGAAGAAAACGAAGAGCCAUCCAGAACCACCAGGGCUGCUCCCCAGCAUCAGUAACUGUAGUUGGCCAGUUUGAAUUCGUACAAUCGAAAUGACGUUCUGUGCAUCCUUAUCGUUGUUGGUGUGGGGAUUUCAAAGGGGUUGACUGAGGAAGGUCUGGGGAGUGUAUAUGUGCAACUGCGUAUAAGGGACAAUGAAAUGUGUCUUGAAAAAGAUGAAAAUGUUGAUGUAAAAAAAAAACUAUAUUUUUGAAUUAUGUAACACUUAGCUUAUAACUUUUUUUGUUUGUUUUUUGUUUUGUGGCGCGUCACUUUGGUCACAAUGCUUUUGAUUUUUUUUUUUUUUUUUUUUUUUUUUUUUCUUGUUUUCUGCUUGGAGCCUUAACAUUUUAAAGCUAUAGCGUCAUCAAAACCGUUAAUAAUUGCUGUACUAUACCUCAACAGCAUAAUCAGGGAAAAGACGUCCCGUGCACCCUCUACCCAAGGGAAGUCAACAUCAUCACUGGCUGGACUGAAAAAAACAAAAAAAAAAAAACAAAAAAAACAAUUACAGUUUGAGUUAUGGUUCUGAGCCAAGUGCUAUGAUUCUGUUCUACUCUGCUUAUUGUUUUGAGAAGCAGCAUUGUAACUUUGUACUGUUCCACUGAUGCCCAGCAGAGGUCGCUGUUUCUUUGUUUAAGCCAAUUUGAGAGAAAUGUAGCAUUCACUGCUUUUUUGAAAUCGGUUUAGGUGCAUCACUUCCCGUAUAUUUUUGUUUUUGGAUUUUUUUUUUUUCGUUUUCUUUCUUAACAGAAUUUAAAAGUUUAUUGAUCUUUUCUUCCCCUCGUCCUCAGUAUAAUGCUAAGCUUUAACGUAGGAGCAUAUAAUAACAGAGAACGCCUCAAAUGUGUAACCUGAAAAAUUAAUGUUACUGAUUUACUGUUAAAAGUAAGAAAAAAAAACAAGACAAAAAAGAGUAUAUGGUUUCUGUGCGUGAUUUUUUUUUUUCCUUUUUUUAUUUUUAGGACCUGCUUGCUGUUUUGUGUGUGCGCGUGCGUGCGUGUGUGUAUGUGUGUUUGUGAGUGAAAGAGAGGGUGUGUAUCUUGUGAGGGAUUCAGAUUUAUAUAAUCAUAUAACAAAUUAUUCAUGAGAAUAUAUUAAAUACUAAAAAAAAUUACAAGGCAAACGUUUAAGUCACCCCUGAAAUGAAUAUGCAUUGUAUGGAAGGUCACUAUCACGUUCUUAGAUUUGAUCAUGGUCAUUAUUAAAAUAAUACUAUAUGUUGUAA